Hevea brasiliensis (rubber tree) is the source of this 2510-nucleotide messenger RNA. Its product is annotated as putative pentatricopeptide repeat-containing protein At3g25970. The transcript has a single exon. Lineage: Eukaryota; Viridiplantae; Streptophyta; Magnoliopsida; Malpighiales; Euphorbiaceae. The record is from RefSeq and is a predicted model, not a curated record. Gene Ontology annotation, molecular function: protein binding; RNA binding. Bases 184 to 2310 code for a protein of 708 amino acids. Gene Ontology annotation, biological process: RNA modification.
UUCAAUUUUGCAAAUGAUUUAAUCAAAGGAGGCCAUUCAGUUUGAAGCGAAAGAAAAAUGUAGCUACAGAAAAAUUCCUCACAGCAAUUUCAUUUCAUUUGCUUCCACUUCGCUCAAAUCAAACAAAUUAGUUAUCUUGUGUUUUAUCUGGCGGUAGAAUUGAUGCUUGUUGCCCAUAAAUGAAUGAGGCCACUGAACUCUGUCAUUGAUAGCUCCCGCCAUGCUCUUUAUAACGUCUUUAUAACCCAUUGCAGGACGAUCAAAUUCGGACUAUUUGCAGAUAUCUACACUGCCAACAACAUCCUCAGUCACUAUACGGGAUGCAAUCACGGAGGACUAGCUCUUGCUUGCAAACUGUUCGACGAAAUGGCCCACAGAGAUACAGUUACUUGGAACACGAUGAUAUCUGGAUAUGUGAACUCUGGGAACUUGGAAGCUGCUUGGGAGUUGCAUAAAGGUAUGAAAAGAAGUGGUUUUUAUACUGAUGCAUAUGCCUUUGGAAGCAUACUUAAGGGGGUUGCUUGUGCUUGUAGACUUGAUCUUGGGCAACAAGUGCAUUCCUUGAUAGUCAAGAUGGGUUACGAGGAGAAUGUUUAUGCAGGGAGUGCUCUGUUGGAUAUGUAUGCUAAGUGUGAGAGAGUUGAAGAUGCAUUCUUGGUGUUUCAACGCAUGCCACAACGUAAUUCGGUCUCAUGGAAUGCACUUAUUGCUGGCUUUGUGCAGGAGGGCGAUUGUGACACUGCAUUUUGGCUAUUUGGUUGCAUGGAGGAGGAGGGAGUGAGACUUGAUGAUGGAACAUUUUCUCCGCUUCUUACCUUGCUUAAUGAAGAUAAGUUCUGCCAUUUAACAAUGCAGCUUCAUUGUAAGAUAAUAAAACAUGGUGUGGAGUUUGAUAACACUGUGUACAAUGCCACUAUUACUUCGUAUUCAGAAUGUGGUUCAUUAGAGGAUGCAAAAAAAGUUUUUGAUGGUGCUGUUGGCACCCGAGAUUUGGUUACAUGGAAUUCCAUGUUAGCAGCAUACCUGGCACAUGGUAGGGAAGAAAUUGCAUUUAGACUAUUCCUUGACAUGCAACAGUAUGGUUUUGAGCCAGACAUCUAUACUUACACUAGCGUCAUAAGUGCUUGUUCGCAUAAAGACCAAGGGAGAUCCUUCCAUGGCUUGGUUACCAAGAGGGGACUGGAGCAAUCAGUACCUAUCUGUAACGCUGUGAUAGGUAUGUAUCUUGAAUCAAGUAAUAAAUCCAUGGAAGAUGCAUUAAAUGUGUUUCACUCCAUGGAGUCUAAGGACCGUGUCUCUUGGAAUUCCAUUUUGACUGGAUUCUCACAAAUUGGGUUUAGUGAAGAUGCCCUAAAAUUUUUUGGGCAUAUGAGAUAUUCAAGGUUGGAAAUUGAUCACUAUGCCUUCUCAGCAGUCCUUAGAUCUUGCGCAGAUUUAGCAACUCUUCAACUAGGACAACAGAUUCAUGUCUUGACAUUUAAGUCGGGCUUUGAGCUGAACAACUUUGUAGCCAGUUCAUUGAUUUUUAUGUACUCUAAAUGUGGGAUAAUUGAAGAUGCUCAAAAGUCUUUUGAAAACUCUACUAGAGAUAGCUCAAUUACUUGGAAUUCCAUUAUGUUUGCAUAUGCACAACAUGGAAAGGGUGAUAUUGCACUGGACCUCUUUUUCCAAAUGAGAGAGGAGAAGGUGAAGGUGGAUCAUAUAAGUUUUGUUGCGGUGCUGACUGCAUGUAGCCACAUUGGAUUAGUUGAAAAGGGCCGCUAUUUUUUAAAAUCUAUGGCAUCUGAUUAUGGGAUUCCACCUCGGAUGGAGCAUUAUGCUUGUGCAAUUGAUCUAUUUGGGCGGGCUGGGCAUCUAGAUGAGGCAAAAGCCUUGAUUGAAUCAAUGCCAUUUAAACCUAAUGCGAUGGUCUGGAAAACCUUAUUAGGUGCCUGUAGGGCAUGUGGAGAUGUAGAAUUAGCUGCUCAGGUAGCAAACCAUCUGCUGGAGCUAGAGCCUGAAGAGCAUUGCACUUACAUUAUCCUCACUAACAUGUAUGGACAUCUUAAGAGGUGGGAUGACAAAGCCUACAUGACUAGGUUGAUGAGGGAGAGGAAGGUGAAGAAGGUCCCUGGAUGGAGUUGGAUAGAGGUAAAUAAUGAGGUUCAUGCUUUCAUUGCUGAUGAUCGAUCCCACCCCCAUUGCAAAGAGAUAUAUUCUAGAUUGGCGGAACUGAUGGAGGAAAUCAAGUGGUUGGAUUCUAUUGCUAGCUUAGAUUCUUUGAGGGAUGAUAUUGAUCUCAUGUAUGGAUACUGUAAUUAUAGCUGCUGACAGUUGGUAGUCUAUUGUUUCAUUGAUUCUGGAAAAAGUAGAUGCAUUAUCCUUCUGAAGAGUUCAAUUUAUUCAUUGGGUAGUCUCCACAAUGUCCAUGCGGUAUAAAUAACUGAAAUCACUUUUGAGCAAUGUGUUGCCAUAAGUAUCUCUGCAGCAAUUCAGCAAUAAACUGUGUUUCCAUAUACUUUUACAGAAAA